This is a messenger RNA of Helicoverpa armigera (cotton bollworm), 4845 nucleotides long. RefSeq lists its product as uncharacterized. Lineage: Eukaryota; Metazoa; Arthropoda; Insecta; Lepidoptera; Noctuidae. Gene Ontology annotation, cellular component: nucleus. The record is from RefSeq and is a predicted model, not a curated record. Gene Ontology annotation, biological process: regulation of gene expression.
AUGGACGAUGGCACACAAAUUCGGGCUUCACAAAUACAUUUUGACAAUGAUGAUCCCUUAAUAGAUUUAACAGCUGAAAAAAUACCCUUUGUCAAAUACGCUGAUGAUGUUAACGAUCCGGAAAUAGAUACAAUACAUGCGGAAACAAAGAAAAUUAAUAUAGUCGAAAGUCCUGUUUCAAGAUGGUCCAGCAAAAAUUCUAGUCCCAAAUGCAGUUUUGUUAAUUCUUUACCAUUUAAACUAGUUUGCAAUAACACAUCGGGAUUCGAAGCUCAGUUCACUAAAUACUUAGAAGCUAACAAUUCUAAAACGUACGCAACUUUGAACCCUGUGACUAGUCGGAAUAAGUCUCCAAAAAGCUUGAUAAAAGAUAAUUUUAAGAACUACGAUGACAAUUACCAGAGGAAUGAUAAUCUGGCUUAUACUAGAGAGGAGAUUUUGAACAUGUUCAAGGAUUCGCCAAUGACGUCUUUGCCUUAUGACCAAGGUUACAGCGAGAGAAGACAUGUUAGGAAGACUGAUCCUUCAAGACUAGUGCAUAAGAGUUGGACCAAACCUAUUUCCUAUAUCGAUAUCGAUGGGGUACUUAUAGGAGAGACAGAAAGUCAAAUAUGUUUCAUUUGUGGAAAACAUGUCGAUAACAGUGUCGAUAAACUGUACCUCUUUGAUAACGAAGACCAGAGGGUACAUAGAUGUUCUCCUCAAAAGAAAAUGUCGACGCAAUUGAAGAUUAUAUGUGAAUGCUGUCUCAACGAAAAUUUUAAACCUUGCCGGAUGAAAAGUGCCAACCAAUUGAAUCCCGACGAAUUUCUGGUCAUACGUAAUAAUCAGCAGUAUAUUUUUCAGAAGGUUAAAAUUUCAUUUUACCCAUUUAGGAAACAUAAAGAUAUGAUGAGUAAACAGGAUUCUAAGUUAGAUAAAGAAGAAUUUGUGAAAGUCGAAAUUGGUUCUGACGGGGAGAUUAUAACGAAACCUAUAGACAAUGAUCCGAGAUCUGAUGAUGUCAUAGUUGUCAAAGAUGAGAAGAAGGACGGUAGUUCCAGUGAUGUAGAGAUUGUGGAACCGGAACCGGAGAUAGAUAAUAUCAUAGACAAUCUGGAGGAGGCUGAUGAGGAAGUGAAGGAGUUUUUAGGGAAGUACCAGUGUGAUAAUAGUGAAGUUACUGAGUUGAAGUGCAGAUUUUGCGAGCAAGUAUUCCCGGAUUUGUCGGAAGUGUUGGUUCACUGUGAGACACAUAAGCAUGAUUUGGAAGACGGCGAUGUUUACCCAUGCCCACUUUGUUUCUAUGGCUACGCAAAUUUAAAAUGGCUGAAAGGUCACUUGAAGGCAGCUCACGAGAAAUCCGAACCUAAUAAAAGUUUAAAAGAUGAAAAUGAACAAAUGAAACAAGAAAAUAAAGAUGAACAAGAAACAUCGCCUAAAAGGUCGUCUCCCAUUGCUACUCGUACUCGAAGUUCAAACAAAAAGAUGGUGAUAGAAAAGCCAAAGCCACCCAUCAUAAAAACUGAAGUUAAGCAGGAAUGCGUAGACAGCAGUGAGGAUGAGAUCUGGAUCGUUCAAACGGCUGAUGUUGAAGCCACGCAAGAGUUGCAGAAAUUACUCUGUGUUGCCAAGGGCAAAGAAGAUGGUCAGGACGGUGAUACCCGAAGACACACAAAUGCUUUAAUUGCAGGUGGAGACUCGCCAACUCACUUACUGGGCCCCGGGAAUCAGUCGCUAAAACGCAACAAGGGGCAACAGGGACAUGAGCGGCUGAGAAGGUCAAAUCUUCGCAAGUGCAGAAGCCUAUUUAUAUUUUUUCUGAAAUCAUUGUUUAUUAUUUUUUAUAUUUUAUGGCAGAGAGCUCAGGGAAGACCAAGACAAGUAGAAUCAUCCAUAGACAGCGAUCUUCUCGUUAUGCGUCCUAGAAAACGCCGCAGCCGGGAGCCGACCUCCAACCCUCAAGUUGUUACAUGUCAUAAUUGUAAUGAGUCGUUCACUUCGAAAGUUAGGCUUAAGUUUCAUAUGCAGUUCCACGAAUCCACAAACCUGAUACGCCCUGACGGCCGCUACACUUGCACCGAGUGUUCAGGAACCACCUUCUCCACGGAGACGGAGCUGUUCGACCACGUGCACUUCCAGCAUGACAAGCACAAGCGCUGGCAGUGUCCUGUAGACGGCUGCGGGAAGACCUUCUUUCUCAGGGCGACUCUAACGAAACACAGUCGCACUCACACAGACACGCGUCGCUAUGUGUGCGUCACGUGCGACAAGCGGUUCUUAGACAAACAGACUUUGGACGAGCAUGGAGUUACACAUUUACAGAUCAAACCCUUCCAAUGCCACAUAUGUCUAAAGCAGUUGACCCGUCGCUCUCGCCUCCGCAUGCACGUGAGAGCACACGAGGAGGAGUUAGCUCCAACACUGGUGCGAGUCUGUGCUGUGUGCACUAGGGCUUUCAGAGACCAUCGUCAUGCACAGGAGCAUGCCACAAAAUCAACGGAAUGCAUCGAAGCGUUUGCCAACGAGCUGAAAGAGGAAGCCGAAGAGAUGACCGUUCAGCUGUCUCCCACCAGCGGCCUUGUUAGACAUACCGUGCAGAUUGUGGAGUCCCCGAAACUAUCGAAACCAAUAAAACGCCAGGUAUCGAAUGAGGUAGGCGAGCCGCUACUGUCUCAGCUGGCAGACGAAGCCAGGGCGCUCAUACGAGUCGUCGAGAUCGAGAAGGCCUUCCGAUGCGAGUACUGUGAAGACGUAUUCUACUUAGAAAGCGGAUUGAACAGUCACCGCGCGAUACACAAGGGUGAAAACCCUUUCACUUGCCACAUCUGUAAAGUUAGCUUUGCUACUUAUUCUAGAUGUACAACCCACAAAACCACCCACGGUUUUACAAGCCGCUCUCUAGCGGACGCUAAGAAACAGGCCGAUGGUCUGACGGCCGAUACCGACGGCAAUCGAUCAGCCACCGGCAUCCUCGGCUGGGACUUUCCCGUCGUCAAGCACUUCUUGUGUGAGGAUUGCGGUCGCUCCUACUUGCACUGGACGUACCUACAAGUGCACAGACGCAUGAAACACGCGAAUGAGAACUUUCUCUAUAAGUGUAACCAGUGUGAACUCACCUUUCCUAACAGUUGGAGCCUAGCGUAUCAUCGUAAGAAGGUCCACGGGAAGACAGGACCUGAUGACCCUGGCGCCACCAGCAAGAUUAGCAAGGAUGAUUACAGGAUACCAUGUCGCGAUUGUAGCGAGGUGCUACCGAAUAAGACUGCGCUCUACAAGCAUCGGAAGAAAGAACACAGCGAUAAUACUAUUCGCCCUAGUAGUAAGCCUGGCAUGUAUUCGCAUGAGGAGUCUACCGGCGGCGGCGGCGCGUGCCCACAUUGUCACGCCACCUUCACUCAUGCUACCGACCUGCAUAAACAUGUCAAAGAAGCCCACGGCUCAUCUAACUCAAGCUGGUCGAACAAGCCGGGCCGUCCACACACAUGCCCGGUGUGCGGCCACGGGUUCCGCACGCUGUCCAUGCGGAACGAACAUCUGCGCGUCCACACGGGUGAACGCCCCUUCCCUUGUGAUGUCUGUGGAGUGGCUUUCAGAAGGUCCACAGCUAUGAGGAACCACCGGCUCAUUCACACGGGGGUCCGCGCGUGGGCCUGCGGACGCUGUCCCAAACGGUUUCGCAUACGAUCCGACUUGCGGACGCAUUUGAGACUGAACAUUAUGUUCGCUGUAACUGUGCAGGUCCACAGCUAUGAGGAACCACCGGCUCAUUCACACGGGGUCCGCGCGUGGGCCUGCGGACGCUGUCCCAAACGGUUUCGCAUACGAUCCGACUUGCGGACGCAUUUGAGACUGAACAUUAUGUUCGCUGUAACUGUGCAGGUCCACAGCUAUGAGGAACCACCGGCUCAUUCACACGGGGGUCCGCGCGUGGGCCUGCGGACGCUGUCCCAAACGGUUUCGCAUACGAUCCGACUUGCGGACGCAUUUGAGACUGAACAUUAUGUUCGCUGUAACUGUGCAGGUCCACAGCUACCGCGCGUGGCCUGCGGACGCUGUCCCAAACGGUUUCGCAUACGAUCCGACUUGCGGACGCAUUUGAGACUGAAGCAUCCAGCUACUAUUGUUGUUGUUGAGAUGGAAGGCCUAAAUCCGUCUUCUGAAGAUGUGAUGAAAACCCUCUCAGAACAGAACGUUCCUCAUGACAAGCUCAUUGAGAUUACCAAGAUGUCUUUCGCAAAGGGCACGACAAGUGUGAUACCGUCAUGCGCCCGCGCGCUGUCUGCGCUGAGCGCGGUGCCGCGGACACAUGUCGCCUGCAUCAAGCCCGCGCCCUCUAACAUGUUGGAUGAAUUCCAACCCGCCCGUCGCGGUCGCGGCAUAGCCAAGAACCCGCGCCGCCCCAAGAUACUGCAGCGGGGAGACUCACAGGAUCCUUCUGCCUAUCCUAUUGUUAGUGGCGAGGAGUUAUCAGACUUAAACGUGCAGUUACUGCUCCGGGACGGCGUUCUAGUUAACGGUAACCAAAUGGUUCAACUGCAAUUGGAUGACCCCAUGCUCAUGGAAUGAAUAUAAUAUGUACCUAUCUUUAUCCGGUUGUGUGAAGUUGUUCCUCUAGUACUCGGGAAGUAGAAGAGUAGCCUUCUACAGUAAUAUUUUGAAGAGUAAACAAUUUUGUUUUGUUUGUUUGACGAUUUGAAAAAUUCGAGUGACAUUUUUCCGGGAAUGGGAGGAGGGAGGACGCUGGUGAAACCGCGGCAUAUAGCUAGUCUAAACUCGUCUAGCUUUUUUGUCUGAUGUAUGUAUCUAUCCUAAAAGCCCCGAAACUACUGAACCGAUUUGAAAAAUUCAUUUACUUUUAGGAAG